Molecule: messenger RNA, 3470 nt
Organism: Ctenopharyngodon idella (grass carp)
Lineage: Eukaryota; Metazoa; Chordata; Actinopteri; Cypriniformes; Xenocyprididae
Gene: hspb1
Product: heat shock protein, alpha-crystallin-related, 1
Exons: 3
Coding region: 61-699 (212 amino acids)
Biological process (GO): protein refolding; response to heat
Molecular function (GO): protein folding chaperone
Source: RefSeq, a predicted model, not a curated record
CCUCCCAAACAGGACGCAGCACUCGCCUGAAAACUUUCGGAGCAAGAGCAAACUUCAGCCAUGGCCGAGAGACGCAUUCCCUUCAGCUUCAUGCACGGCCCAUCCUGGGACCCUUUUCGCGACUGGUACCAGGGCAGCCGGCUCUUCGAUCAAACCUUUGGGAUGCCACCCUUCUCCGAGGAGAUGCCCACUUUCCCGAGCACGCACUGGCCCGGAUACAUUCGGCCCUUUGUACAUCCCGACAUGCCCUCCUUAAUGCAGAGCCCAGCGAUGGCUCAGAUGCCCAUGUCACCCCCCGCGGUGAUGGUGCCUCCAAACUACGGACGGGCCCUUUCCCGACAGCUCAGCACGGGAAUGUCUGAAAUAAAGCAGACGCAGGACGCCUGGAAGAUCAGCCUGGAUGUCAAUCACUUCGCCCCAGAGGAGCUGUCGGUGAAGACCAAAGAUGGAGUGGUGGAGAUCACCGGCAAACACGAGGAAAGGAAGGAUGAACACGGCUUCGUGUCCAGAUGUUUCACCAGGAAAUACACUCUGCCCCCUGGUGUCGACUCUGAGAAGAUCACCUCCUGUCUGUCUCCUGAGGGCGUCCUGACCAUCGAAGCUCCUCUGCCCAAACCUGCAAUCCAGGGCUCUGAAAUCAACAUCCCUGUUAACACAGGCAGCAGCACAGCGACCGUCAGCGCCACAAAGAAACCCUGAGCACUACAACACACACACACACACACACACACACACACACACAGAUAACAAUUUUUUUCAGCAUGAAAGUCUUGCUACUUCUGGUCUAUGUAAACUACAGGUAGGAGAAGAUGGAUCGCCGUACUGCAUUCCCAUCUCAUUUUUUACGUCUUUCUAUUUCAUCUUUGUCACUCUUUCUUCUCUUCCUCUCUUCUACUUGUAGUAAAUCAGUGUCUAUGUACACAAUCUCUUGAAAACAUGCUCAUAUUUCACUCCCAAAUCAAAUUAAAAAUUAAAAAACAGCUUGCUUCAUGACCAAUAAUAUAUUGUCAUGGCAAUUAACCAUUUUACCCCAAAUACUUAUAAUGGAAAAAUAUUAUUUAUUUAUAUUUUAAAUAAAAUUGUGCAUAUAGAGUAUUGAUAUUUAAUUAUAUGCAUUUUUUUUUAAAUAUUGAGAAACCCAUUUUUAUUAUGACAAUAAUGAGAAUGAGAUUUUUUUUUUUUUUUUUGGCACUACAGUAAUGUGAGAAUCGAAAAAUGUCACAAUUUAAAUGCUUCUAAAAUAUGAUUGGUCUUUAUGCAAGUCUUUUGAUUUUGAGAUGAAUUAUGAUAUUUCUUCAGGAGCUUCACAUAACUGCAGUUUUACUAUAUAUGCUGGUUUUGCUACAGUUUUAACACCUUUUUUGAACCACUAGCAAACAUACACAGUCAGGCACAAUAAAAACAAUGUUUGUUUUCAUCAAAAAUUGCUCUGCCUCUAAAAUUUGUUUUCUGCUUAUGUCACCUGGUCCAUAUUAGCUGUUAGUUAAUGUUAACCAGUAGUCAAAUACUGUAGCGAUUUCACCAUAGACUACUGUUGUAGGUAUUGCAGCCUUUUUAAAACCAAUCUGACUCGCAAAUGAGGAAAAAAAUUCAGUUUGACUUUAUCAUACUGCUGGGAGAGUAACAAUAUGGUUUCUUCACAUCAGUCUUCAGAUUGGUCUCUUUGGGUUUCUGAGGCAUUACAUAAUGUUCUAUAUUACUGUAAUAAAGACUUUCCCAUCAUGAGCUAUCCUAAUGGUAGAACUGGGAAUAAACAUCUUCAAGGCAAGGCAAAUGAUUUUCUGGCAUUUAUUUGUUUUGUCAUUAUGGUCAAAACCACACUCAAUCAUUUAUUAUAUAUUUUGUAAUAACAGAGUGUCUAUUUACACUAAGUGCAAAUAGCGUCGCUUGUUGGCAAAUGCUAUUUACACUAGUUCCGCCCACCAAUGUCUGGUUGGGCCACUCAAGUUUAAAAAAAGGCGCACAGAAUUCAGCAUCUUCAGUGGUGCAGCAGUAGUAAGGCUUGCACACCUGGCUUUUAACGUGAUCGACACACGUUCGAAUCCGCCUUUUGCCGAAUUCACUCUUCUCCAUUUUCCCAUCACAUAUCACACCAGAAAGGCAUAUAUAUAUAUUUUUUUUUUCUAAAAGUGCAAAUAAACUGCCAAAUGAGUGUUUAAUAAAAGUAUUUAUUGGGUUAGGGGAAGGUGUAUGGAGGGAUUUUAUUCUCCCAGUAAGGCAGCAUCCAUUUAAUAAUUUUAACAAAUAUAAUCAUUUACAAUCUAUGAUAUUGUUGCAUCCUGUUAAUGUACAAAAAUACUCGGGUGCAAAUAAUAUCUGCCUAUAUAAAGAUAGCAUCUAAUUACUAUUUACACUUAUUGCAAAGAACUGCUACUUUUACAUGGUGUAAAUAGAAUGUAUUGCUAUUUUCACCUAGUGUAAAUAGCAUGUCGCUAAGAAAAUGCUGCUAUUGUCACUUAGUGUAAAUAGAAUAAAUUGCUAUUUUCACUUAGUGUAAAUAGCCACUGACUUAAUAAUUUGACAAUCCUCCCAACUAAAUAUCAGAUAAAUGUUUGAAGAUUCCAGCUGGACUUGCUUAUGAAAGAAAUGGGUGAUGCUGGUUCUUGAUCGUCGUCUCUCUCUCACACAACAGGAAUAAUUUUGUCGAAACUUUCAUGAAUCUAAACAUAAGAUCAAUACCGUUAUUGACUGUAACUGUAAGAGGUGCCUUAAAAUAGCAGAGAUGAGAUAGAAACCACUUUAAUAAGUAAUAGAAAUUGUUUGAACUGUUUUAUGCAUAAUGUAUUUCAUAGUGUAGCCAUGCAUGUAAGCUUCAUCUACUGAAAUAGCAUCUGUAUGCAUGUUUCAUGAUCACUGCACACAGUUUACAUCAGUGUUAGAAAGAUCUUUCAAAAUUAUCAUUUUAAUAUUACCCAUGCAGUUUUGCAGCAUUUUUUGUUUUAAACCAUGUACAGUGAUUUAAUAGAUGGCCAUGUAGUAUGAUUAGAAAUGAUGACUGUACUGAUUCUGACGGCCCUGAAAAAGGGAUUUCCUUAUAGUGAACAGAAUCUUACCUGGCCUGUUGAGGAGGUACAGUACAAAUAAGUAUGCAAAAUGUUUGCAUAUCUAUAUGAAUUUUAGGCUCUAUUCUAGAUUAAUUCAAGUUUAUGUUAAAAUGCACAUAUUCAUGCUUAAUAUGCAGAUACAACUAUAAACUAUUGGUGAUCUCACUGUGGUGAUGUAAAUGUAUUCCUGUUUAAGUGGCAUCAGAUUGCAACAUUGGCUCAACCAGUGGCAUGCGAUUGAGACGGGUGAAGUGUUUAAGAAACCAGUUUGAAAACUGCAUUAUUAUUGCAAUUCCAGUUGGUGUAUUGGCAAUAAAUUAUACCAUUAAAAGAUUUACAUGGUGGAAAUUGGUGCCAGAUCAGUGAAAAUCAGUCAGUACUGUCACUGUUCUUUUUAAAAGCUUGAAUAAAUGAUUUUAUCUCUUU